ACCACUGUUCUGCAUGGUGCAACACAGAAAGGCGCUCAUGAAGAGCCCUCAGCUACAACCUCCACUGUGUCAGAACUUCAAGAAAAGCCCAAAGCCUACUGCCCUUAUUGCAAAAACACACUGCACUUCUUAGACCAAUGCAGCAAUUUCAAGAUCUUGACAAAAGACCAGAAGUCCACUUGGAUUAAAUCCAAUAAUCUAUGUUGGCGGUGCGGGCGGCAUCAUCAGGCUGCUCAGUGUCGACUUAAAGUGCAGUGUAAAAUAUGCCAAGGGAAACACCUUGAGGCCUUACAUGCGGUGAACCUAAGAGCCGCUGUACCUAAACCACCAACAGAACGAUCUACUGAGAUGGAGAGGUCAUCUACAGAUGUGCUCUAUUUAGACCGUCGAGCUGGCUGUAAUCAAGUACUGUUGAAGAUAAGCAAAGUGCUGCUGAAGAAUGGUAAACAUACAUUGGAGACGUUUGCCAUUUUGGAUGAUGGAUCAGAAAGAACAAUCCUUCUUCCAGAGGCUAAGCGAAAGCUUCACUUACAAGGCACCGCAGAGAGUCUCACCCUGCGAACAGUAAGACAAGGACUAAGAACUUUGCAUGGAGCAUCUGUGAAGGUCAAGGUCUCUUCAGCCAGCCAACCAUACAGAACCUUCUCUAUUGAGAGUGCUUUCACAGCUGAGGACUUGGGGUUAGCGGAACAUUCUUACCCUGUGGAAGCAUUAAAGAAAAGGUUUAAACAUUUGAAAAACGUCCCCUUAGAGCCAUUUACAAAUGCCAAGCCAUUACUUUUGAUUGGCUCUGACUGUCCUCACCUCGUCACGCCCAUAAAACCUGUCCGUUUGGGCCCACCUGGAGGUCCAGCUGCAGUCAAAACUAGAUUGGGUUGGACACUACAAGGACCAGUUCCCUCACCCCAGCAAACUGUGCAACCGCAGCAGUGUCUCUUCCUUUCAACCGUUUCUCCACAAGCAGAACUGUUCAGUCACAUUGAGAAGCUUUGGCAACUUGACACUCUACCAUAUCGAAGUGAGAAGUCAGUGACCCGAUCUCGAAAAGAAAAGGAAGCUGUGAAUCUGCUGGAAGAAAAAACGAUAAGAGUGAAUGUAGACGGAAUACACAGGUAUGCUACCCCCCUUCUUCGCGUCAGCCACAUGCCAACACUCAAAGUAUCACCUGAAGCAGUCCUGCCAAGUCUGCGCAGUACGGAAAAACGCCUCAGCAGAGAUCCAGAAAAGGCACGAGUCUAUCAAGCGGAGAUGACAAAGUUAAUAACAGCAGGCUAUGUCAGAGAAGUAACAGAAGAGGAAGUGAGGACAUCAAAAGAGUCAUGGUUCAUCCCCCACCACAUGGUAACACACAACGGAAAGAACCGUGUUGUGUUCAAUUGUUCAUUUACCUACAGAGAGAAGAACCUCAAUGUGCUGCUGCUACCAGGCCCAAAUCUGGGGGCCUCUCUUCUUGGCGUCCUGCUGCGCUUCAGAGAACACUCCACCGCCAUUAGCAGUGACAUCAAGGGGAUGUUUCACCAGGUAAGACUAUUACCUGAAGAUCAGUCAUUGUUACGUUUCAUCUGGCGUGACCUGCAGAGACAUACUUACCCUCAGGUGUACGAAUGGCAGGUGCUCCCCUUUGGGACAACAUGUUCACCAUGCUGUGCAAUCUAUGCACUUCAGAGACUUGUACAUGAAAACAGUAACCAGGGAGAUUAUGUGCGUGACUCCAUUGAGAAGAACUUCUAUGUAGACAACUGGCUGCAGAGCUUUCCAUCUCCUGAAGUGGCAAAAGACCAGGUGGAGAAAGUGCGCUCCCUAUUAUCAGAAGGAGGAUUUGACCUAAGACAGUGGGCCAGUAACACUCCAAGUAUCAUCAGCCAUCUGCCAAAGGAAUUCAGGUCAGAGAGCAGCGAGCAGUGGCUGAAUCAUACCGAUAUGGAUCCUCAAGAACCGGCUCUUGGUUUGCGUUGGAUGUGCAACUCUGACACUCUGCAGUACAAGUCCCGACAGAUGGGGAGCAGCUCUCCUACGAUGAGGAACAUCUACAGAGUUUUGGCCAGUCAGUAUGACCCCCUUGGUUUCCUUAUUCCUUUCACCACGAGAGCUAAAGUACUGGUUCAGCAGUUGUGGGGCAAAAACCGUGAAUGGGAUGACCCACUGUUACCAGGUGAGCUGCUCUCUACAUGGAUUGAAUGGGAAGAGGAGUUGCAACAGCUGGAGAACAUCAGUCUACGCCGUUGUUAUUCAAGCCCAGAGAUGGACAAAGCAGACAGUCAGCGAGAGCUUCACAUCUUCUGUGAUGCCUCCCAACAGGCAUAUGGCAGCGUGGCAUACUUACGAACACAAGAUGUUGCUGGAAACAUUGAAGUUGCCUUUCUCACUGCUCGCUCCAGAGUGGCUCCUAAGCGGCAGUUGUCUAUGCCACGCCUGGAACUAUGUGCGGCCCUGACUGUAGCUCAACUUGCCAGCCUGCUGACUAAAGAGCUCACUCUGCCAUUGUCCAGAGUUGUUUUGUGGACAGACUCUACAACUGUCUUAACAUGGAUUCAAUCUGACUCCUGCCGUUUCAAAGUAUUCGUGGGAACUCGGAUAGCUGAAAUUCAGGAACUGACAGAAAGCCAGUCGUGGAGAUAUGUGACGACUUCGGAAAACCCAGCAGAUGAUCUGACAAGAGGAAAACGGUUGCAGGACCUCACCAGUCAGUCCAGGUGGGCCUGUGGACCCUCAUUCUUGCAGCUGCCUUCAGAUCAAUGGCCAGAUCAUCCAUUUUUGCCAUGCGCAGAUUCAGAAGAAGAACAGCGAAGAUCCACAACUUGCUUAGCUGUUUCUACUGACCUGAAAACUCUGCCUGAUGCCCAACAGUUUACCAGUUUUGAUCAACUGGUGAAAGAAACUGCCAGGUGCCUUCACGGGGCGGCUGGUGACAACCUCACAACAGAGCAUUACAAAAAGGCUGAGCUUAGUCUUCUGAUAUCUGCACAAAGAGACAGUUUUCCUGAUGAGAUUCAGUGUCUGACAUCUGGAAAACCAGUCAGCUCCACCAGCCGUUUGGUUACAUUGUCUCCAGAGUUUGAUGAGUCACUUCAACUCAUCAGAGUAGGUGGCCGACUCAGACGUUGCCCUGAUUUGGAAGAAAAUGUGAUUCAUCCAGUUGUCAUGGACCCAAAACAUCCUGUAACCAGACUACUCAUUCGACAGGCUGACAGUGAUUUAAAACAUCCAGGAGCAGAGAGAUUAUUUGCAGAGGUGAGAAGAAAAUAUUGGAUUCUCCGGGGCCGUGAAGCAGUAAGGCGUGAACAGCGCUCCUGCCCCGAGUGCCAAAGAUGGAGAGCACAACCAAUUACCCCGAAAAUGGCUGACCUUCCUCUGUCACGGCUCAGACUCAACCAGCCACCAUUUUUCUCUACCGGUGUAGACUGUUUUGGGCCAAUGCAGGUGAAGAUUGGUAGACGGAACGAGAAACGGUGGGGCCUGCUAUUCAAAUGUUUGACAACUCGAGCUGUUCAUAUCGAGGUACUUUCAAGCAUUAACACAGAUUCCUUCCUGAUGGCUUUAAGAAGAUUUGUCUCUCGUCGUGGGAAACCAGCUGAGAUCUUGUGCGACCAGGGCACUAAUUUCUGUGGCGGAGAACGGGAGCUACGAGAAACAUUCAAUGGUUUACAUCCCACAUGAGAAGCUCAGCUGGCAGAACAUCAGAUAAAGUUUCGUUUCAACCCCCCGAAUGCUCCUCACUUUGGAGGAUCCUGGGAGCGCGAGAUCAGGUCCAUAAAAGUGGCUUUAACCUCUUCGCUGGGUUCUCAAGUAGUAAGUGAGGAAAUCCUACAGACUGUGUUGAUUGAGAUUGAGGGAAUACUCAACUCAAAACCUUUGGGUUACGUUUCAUCAGAUCUGGCUGACCCAGACCCCAUUACCCCAAACCUGUUGCUGAUGGGGCGGCUGGACCCUUCUCUGCCACAAGUGAUCUACCAUGACUCAGAGCUUCUUGGACGGCGACACUGGAAGACCUGUCAAGUGCUGUCUGAUCGAUUUUGGACUCAGUUCAUACGUCACUAUCUCCCAACACUGCAGACCCGUUCAAAGUGGCAGAAAGACACUUCUCCCCUUCAAUCAGGAACUGUAGUGAUGGUAGUUGAUCCCCAGCUGCCAAGGGCCUCAUGGCCUAUUGGAAGAAUCUGCAAGACAUUCCCAGGAGCUGACGGUUUGAUCCGUACAGCAGAAGUUAAAGUAAAGGACCGUACAUACAUGCGACCAGUGAGACGCCUCAUCCGACUACCUGCUGACGCGCAAACAAAUGAACAGUAAACCCUGCAGCAAACUUGCUGUGCAAGUUUGGGGGCGGCUGUUAUGAAGAGUGGUUUAAAGGCGUUGUUCUGAAGUUCGCCACUAGAGGGCGCGGCCGUUUUUUGAGUUAAUAAAUCAUAAUUUGUAAGCAGAGGUGAACAGAGGAGCAAAUGGCGAUGUUUCCAGAGCAAUUCAGUUUAAUUAGCUCGUGUGUGCGUCCAUGAGAGCGAACCACACACACAUAAACCCAAACCAGAAAUAUACAUGUGCUGGACUGUAAAGCCAAACGCAGAUUAAAAAAGGAACAGAAAAAGUCAUCCUCUGGUCUGUCAUUGCUUGGGAGAAUACACACACUUGACCAGUGUGCUCUCUGCGAUCAUCCAAAUCCGAAACCCUUAGUAAAGACUGAAGUCUUCA
Messenger RNA from Oryzias latipes (Japanese medaka), 4683 nucleotides. NCBI's taxonomy places the organism in Eukaryota, Metazoa, Chordata, Actinopteri, Beloniformes, Adrianichthyidae. The record is from RefSeq and is a predicted model, not a curated record.